GGCCCCGGGAACACACGAAGCCGCAGCCGCGAUGCCGAGUGUCCGCUGCGCCGUCGCCGGGCUGCUCGCCCUCUGCCUCCCGCUGGCCCUGGCGCUGCCCGGCGGCGCGCCCGCCAGCACCUGCGGCAGCAUGGCCCCGGCCCACGCCAGCAUCAGCCCCCAGACCGGCUCCUCGCCGCACUCCGUCAACGCCAGCGUCGGCAACGGCACCGUGGAAGUGAGAAUAAUGGGCCCAACCUACAAAGGUCUCCUUCUCCAAGCUCGGGAACCCAACAUGAACGUUGCAGUUGGUACCUGGAGUACUCCUCCAAUGGAUACAAAAACUCUUGCGUGCUUCAACUCGGAAAACAGCUCAAUCACUCACUCAAACACGAAAGAUAAAAGCAGUAAUGUUGUCUACACCUGGAAUCCACCAUCAAACAACUGCAUCAAAGUUGCAUUUGUAGCAACUGUGGCCCAGUCCAAGGAAACUUACUGGCUCAAGUUAAGAUCUAACGAAAUCGAGGUGAAUUGUAACAGUGGUGGGGGCGGUAAUGGUGCUGUGAAAACCACAUUCGGAUUUGCCAUGGUGCUGAGCGGGCUGCUAGUGCGGCUGGCUGCAUUCUGAGGAGUGACAAACACAAACAGGCAUUUGGUUCGGAUUGUCAAUAAGGAUCUCAUUCUGCAAAGAAGGCCAAGUUGUCAAACAAGUUCAAAGUCAACAUUCUAAACUUUCUACUGGUAGCUUCCCAGUUCCAUGAAGGAAUUGUAGUUUGAAAGGAUGAGGUUCCCACAUUCUGCUUAUUGUACCUCUGUUUAAAUUGACUACCUAAUUAUUUUAAUGUAAAUUUACAGGAGAAUUGUUUACAAUAAAAAAUUUGUCCUUUGUCACAACAA
Messenger RNA from Pristis pectinata (smalltooth sawfish), 876 nucleotides. Its product is annotated as putative defense protein 3. The coding region runs from base 32 to 607 and encodes 191 amino acids. NCBI's taxonomy places the organism in Eukaryota, Metazoa, Chordata, Chondrichthyes, Rhinopristiformes, Pristidae. Gene Ontology annotation, molecular function: oxidoreductase activity, acting on metal ions. The transcript has 5 exons. The record is from RefSeq and is a predicted model, not a curated record.